GCGUCUUCGUUUCCCCUCUUAACGAAUGCAACCCCUUGAGGUUCUUUGAAAUACAUCGCUGUAUACUCGUUGCUCGAGGAGCGAGAACGGUAUGCAAAGUUUCCCUUGCCCUCACAGUGAUUGCGACCGCUCCUACCCGACGAAGAACUCCCUGGCACGACAUGUCCACAAUCAUCGCGAAGCGGAUCAUGAAUGUGACCUUUGCGGGGUCAAGUUCCGGCGACGGGACAUUCUCCUUCGUCACCGGAAGAUCCAUACGGGUUCGAAGACUCUAGGGGAGCCUGCGAACCCGGACGCGAACCUCAGAAAGAGACGGAGAUGUCAUACCGCUUGUCAAUUGUGUCGAAAAGCGCGGUCAAAGUGUGACGGCGAGCAGCCGUGCUCGACAUGCAGAGCGGCCGAAAAGGAAUGCGAAUACGAUCACAAUACCCUUCGAUUAAGCCAUAAGCCACUUCUAAGUGCUGACGCCGAGUCAUCACCGAAUUAUAGAGGAAUUCCAGGCGAUGAUACCGUACCCGUCCCGUCAGGUGCAGACCCACGGAUCCUGCCGCAGCUAGAGCCUCACGGAGUGUCUUCCUCAACUUGGCAGCAAAUUCCUAUCCAAGAGCAAAGUUACGUCCCGGAUGUGGAAGCGCCUAUGAAAACUGUGGAUCGUCGAGUCGAUACCCACGCGAUCGCAUCAGAGCAGCUGGUGAACUCAUCAGCGUUGAACGGUCAGCAGACUGUGGGCGGCUACAACGGUGGUUUCGACGAAGCCACACUGAUUGAAUCGUCCCUUGAAACCCCACACUGGCAAUGGAUGCAUGAAGACAUGUUUCUCCAGACAAACCCCUCUUCGGUAUGGUUGACCGAAUACUCCCAGCAACGUUUCCCUCCCAACGCACUACCGCAACCGGGUUCAAUGAGUAUGGAUCACGCAGCAGCGCCGGUCAUGCAGUUACCAUCCCCUCCGACCACAAUCGGGUGGUCCAAUACCGCCCAAGCUGUUCAGAAUCAGUCAAACUUUCCCGAUGUCCCAGGACCGGCACAUCCCAACCAAGCCCGAGGCUCACCGUUUACUCAUGGACCUCGCGACAAGCUCGAUCAUCACGGAGUCGAUGCGAUCCUGAAGGUUGCCCAGGCAUCUAGUUCCCAAAGUGAUGUUGUCAGGGACAUGGUCGAUUACGCGAAGAAAGUUGGUAUCAAUUCUGCUGUGCAUGACGCCAAUCAUGGCGAGUUCUGGCGUAUGAUUUCCGCCCGCGUCGAUGAAGCCUUCUUCCCUGGUGUAACGUCCAGAGAAGGACCGUUCACAUUGCAUCGGUUUAUCGACCUUUACUUCGCGCACUUUCAUCUACUCUGGGUUUUGAUUGUCAAUCCCCAUAAGAUUGAUUUCAAUACGCUACACCCGAUCAUCUACCUCACUCUGGCCUCCAUUGGAGGCAUGUAUGAUGGCAAUCAAGGAGCUACAUGCGGUGCUCUCUUACACGAAGCCCUCCGUGGAGUGCUUACUGCUAAUCCAGCCCAGUUUGCGGAAAGCGAACCAGAGCCUCUUUGGCUAGUGCAGGCUCUUGUUCUCACGCAGCUGGCCGCAGUGUACUUCGGACACCGACGUGCAUUUUCGGCUGCACAACAUAUUGGGUGUAUUCUGUUCACGCAAUCGCGACGAAUGAAUCUAUUUUCCGCCCGCCGCUAUCGACGGAAACACAUUGAAGCCAUGCGCAGGGCUCAAAGUAUUGAACAGCGGCGCAAGAUAUGGAUCACAUUAGAAUCCAAAGUCCGACUUGCUUACGGCAUCUAUCGGGCGGAUAUCUAUCUGAGCGUACUGCUCAAUACUCGGCCUUUUAUGUCGCAUUCAGAGAUGGAAGUCGAGGUUGACGAAUAUGUCUUCAAUCCGGACAUUAUCAAUCGAAUGGAUGAACACAUCAAUAGCACCAUCCAUGAUCCGAACGCACUCAGACAUAAGCUAUUGUUCUCCGACCUUCUGCGGAUUGCCUUGGACCGAGAAGAACCCCUUCCUGCUCUUUCGCUACCGCAACAUGAAAUUCUCAUCUGGUCUCUGAAUGAGGACAUAUGGGAGUACUGCCAUGAUCCAUCGGCGGUCUCUAGGCUCACGGGUGUGCCUGCUGUCAUACCAGGCGGUCUCAGGCCACAGUUGAGCGCUCCUACUCGGCAACUCGAUUCCUCCAUUCCAUACAGCAGCGACGCACAUUCAUUCCAGCGGAGCGAACGCCCCCCGAACACUCCAUACAUCCAUGAUGAGCCGAUAGGUUACUCGAGGCGUACAAUGGGUGAUCUUCGAUCUUCAUCUGAUCGAUUAUUUGCUGCUCUAACCAAAUGGGAGCGAUCUUUUGUUGUUGUAUCACAGGACCCUGUGCAACAGGAGCGGUUCCGAGACAAAGUUGUUGUUAGUCUCCUCUUGUACCACCUCACAUACAUCCGCUUAAAUGCGCCAAUUGAGAGCCUUCAUCAGAUCUGCUACAGCCUCGAGGAUCGCGAGGGUGGUGGCAGGAUGCCCGAUGGCUCCGCUCCACGCAGCCGUCAACCGUCAGGGGCAGGACUAUCGUCAACCGGGCAUGGACACCCGGCCCGCUCCCCUGACGGCGAGCUCCUUGCAGCGCUAUCUAUGUGGUUGGCGUCAGGCCAGGCAGAGAUCGCUGUCGAGCAUGCCUGUCAGAUUUGGGCUAUUAUCGCUAAAGAACUGACUCGACCCACCCACCAGCGUGCCAAACUGAACCUCAUGGCGUUCAUAGGACUCCAUCAUUCCGGGGCAGUCGUAUGGUCGUGGUCACUCGGAAAGAAACGAGAGAAUACCUCAGGCCCGCCGGACCACUUGACAUCUCCGAGCCUGGAUCAAGGACAAGUCCUGGGCAGGCACUGGCAGUUCACCAGUGAUGCAAAGGCAUCUCAAUGGCCCUUGUCCGCACCGACCCGAAAUCUUGUGCUUCCCGUCGGUAAGAUAGCCGCUGAGGUUUCCGAAGGGAAAGACGGGGCGGCGGCAGUGAGGGUCAUCGCCGCCCUUGCUGAAUCCCCAAAUAGCACAGCAGAAUCUUCUGCCAGCCGGAGUACCAUGGACGGCCCUUCGUCGGCAAGAUAUCCGAACGCUGUUGGGCCACCAGGCACGGUGAUCAAAUCACAUGCUAUGCCAGCUGAUGUACAGAUGUGUCGAGAGGAGAUUCCAAGAUUGCUCGCGAGUUUCGCACGGCUUUACGAACAAGUAAACCCUGCAUGGGGUGUGCGAAGCUCUUUCGCGCAAGCCGCGUGGAGGUUGGCGAGAACAGAAGCGCCUAGCUGGUUUGGUUGAUACGAUACACGAACAUCAACGACUCUGGAGCAAAUGUUUACUUUCGGUUUUAUUCCCUGGGAGAUGGACGGAAAGGCGCAAUUUUGUUGUAACGACGAGUUCAGGCAAGAUACCCUUACGUUUAGAGGCUUGUAUUUGUCCAAACCCAACCACGAUUGCCAUUUAUACUCCUAUCGAGGCACCGAUCUUUCCCAUGCUCUCCACUCGAGUCUGUCUCUGGCCAUGGUAUACAAGUUCCGAGGCACCACGGCACCC
Molecule: messenger RNA, 3535 nt
Organism: Eremomyces bilateralis CBS 781.70
Lineage: Eukaryota; Fungi; Ascomycota; Dothideomycetes; Eremomycetales; Eremomycetaceae
Exons: 2
Coding region: 92-3280 (1062 amino acids)
Biological process (GO): regulation of DNA-templated transcription; DNA-templated transcription
Molecular function (GO): DNA binding; zinc ion binding; DNA-binding transcription factor activity, RNA polymerase II-specific
Source: RefSeq, a predicted model, not a curated record